CUCACGCCAAACACCCUUUCUCUCUAUCUCUCAUCCCCACUCAAAAUGCAAAUUCCUCACGCCAAACACCUGUUCUCUCUCUGCCUCUCAUCCCCACUCAAACUUGCAUUUUAGCAAUUUAAACCCGACAACAUCAAAAUCCGGCAUCUUCAAUUUCGCCGGCAAUGAUCUCCCUUGCUGGAAUUCAAUGAGCGACGACCUCCGCCGCGGGAAGCCGAUGAUAUCUGAAUUCAAGCAAUAAAAUUGAAUACAAAGAACAGAGGUAGAGAGAUUUACAAAUUCUAAUCGCGCAAAAUCAAAAUUGGAAGUACUACUGCCACAUGCACUCCUGAAGAAGAGAAUGCAAAAGCUGCGCAAAACAAUGUUGAAAAACUUCCCGUCUCUUUUCUUCUUACAUAUUUGUUCUUUUGUGCAUUGUAUAACCAUGAAUUUAUUCUUCCACAUUAUGAUUUUUUAAAUAUCCACGUGUCAAUUUCUUGUUGGUGUAUUAUGUGAUGUUUUAUAAAAUAUUGGAGGUGAUCCGGGGCGCUUCCCUCCCGCAUUUUUGGAAUCUCUUUACAAUCAAUUUCCUCCUUCUUUCAAAUUUUUCUCGAAUAAUUUGUCGAUUUAUCUCCCUUUGCGAAAUUGGAUUCGCAUACUGCUGCUUGAGAAGUUUGAUUUCGUCAAAGCAUCGAAAAACCCUAAAUUUGAUUUGGAUGGCAGCGUCGUUGGAGCCUCCGUCUACUCUCAUUGAUGAAGAUCAAUAUCGCGUGUUCGUGCAGUCCAUGGAGGCGCAAGGCGCGUAUUCGCCUCCUGGUCCUUCAUCUGUGGGCAUUGUUGAUUUCGAACGGCCUGAUUCGCGCUAUUAUUUAUGUGAAAGCGAUAUAGCGGAUUUGACUGCGUAUGAAUCUGCUGCUGGUGCGGCGAAGAAGCCGGUCUGGAACAAGUCUUCGAGUGGGGCAGCUGGGAAGGUUGGUGCGGUGAUGGGGGCGGAGUCUUGGCCUGCUCUCUCGGACACUGCUCGUGGAUCCCCCAAGUCUCCGCUAGUUUCGUCAAAUGGACAGGGAGUAGUAGUAUCAGACACUAGCAUCUCGAGUGGUGGUUACAGUAUGAACCACAUCAGAUUGGAGGCUGAUGGCACCAUAUCUCAAGCUCCUUGCAUCAUAGGAGCUUUAGCUGAAUCACAGCAGCAGAAUGCUGGAAAUUAUGGGCAGAGAGAAAGAUCAUUUGGUGGUAAUGAGCAGCAGUCACAGCAUGGUUCUUUUAGGGGUAAUAAUAAUGGGCCACAAGCUCGACCUGAUGGUUCUUACCGUCAUAGACACGGUGGAAGACGCGAUCAUAACCGGAGGGAAGGCUUUGCAUCUCAGAAGAGAGAUGGUUCUAGGCCCUUUGUACGCGGGCCAGCUCCAAAUUGGCCUUUUGUACCUCCUCCAGUAGUUAUGCGACCUUUUGUAAAUCCCAUGGUUUACCAUGAGAUGCCACAGGUAUUCUUUGUCCCUGGCCCCCACCUAGAUUCACCAAGGCCGCCACCUAUGGUUUCAUAUACGCCACUUUUGUUUCCUGUGCCCGAUCCUCACUUACUUAACAAGAUUUUGAACCAGAUAAACUACUAUUUUAGUAAUGAGAACCUGGUCAAGGACAUACAUUUGCGCAGGAACAUGGACUCUGAAGGAUGGGUGUCUGUUCACCUUAUUGCUGGGUUCAAUAAAGUCAGGCAGCUGACAAACAGUGUUCACCUUAUAUUAGAUGCCUUACAAGCUUCCUAUAUCAUCGAAGUGCAGGGUGAUAAAGUGAGACGCAGAGGUGAUUGGCUUAAAUGGUUGAUACCGCCUACUCAAAAUCCUACCACAAGCCCUGCAUUUUAUGCUUCUAGUCAGUAUAACUAUUUAGAAGAUAUCGACUAGAGACCUGCCCUGCUUAACACGCCGUAUGGGAACUCAAAGCCACCCAAACUGCGUAGCGUGCAUUUAUCCAAGAUGCAUUUGAAUGGAAAACAAUCCCCAUGUCUCCCCCCUUGGCACAAUUUUGUUUGUUUUUAUUUUUGGAGAAAACAGGAAAAAAAGGAACCUGGCAGCAUAGGCCGGAACGAUUAUUUUUAAGCAGCAGGCGGUCACAAAUGUGUGACGGAAUGAUGUCUUUCGUCUUACUGACAGCGGCUUCACUUCUUGGUUAAUCGCAAAUAAGAGAACAAUUGGUAGAAAAUUAUUUGUAGUUGGAAUUUUGUGACUUUAUAGCCUGAUUUUUUUCAGGUUCAAUUUUUGUUUCCAACUUUCCCAUGAGUUUUUUCUUUACUUUCUUCUUGUCUAGCUUUAUAAUUCAUAGAAAUGAGAUAUGUACAGAAUAAGUCCAAUUUGUGAGCCAAUGCUUGGAUUUGUUGAAGAUUUUUCA
Messenger RNA from Salvia splendens (bonfire salvia), 2367 nucleotides. Its product is annotated as la-related protein 1C. The transcript is spliced from 6 exons. The record is from RefSeq and is a predicted model, not a curated record. Bases 495 to 1883 code for a protein of 462 amino acids. Gene Ontology annotation, molecular function: RNA binding. Lineage: Eukaryota; Viridiplantae; Streptophyta; Magnoliopsida; Lamiales; Lamiaceae.